CAAAAUUGGAUUCAUAUUUUGAUUGUGAAAAAGUAAAAUGGCGAAAGAUAAAGGAGUGAGAGUGAUGUAAUUGUAAUGAAAUGUAUGGUCAUCUGAAGAAGCAAGUCUCAACAGUGAUGGCGGGGUUUGAGUUUCUGAGUGUGAAGCCAUACACAGCUCCUUCAUGGGCAUCCUACCUAGACCCCAUACCUUCUCAUAUUGUCUCUCUUGCCCAUCUUCCGACUCCGAUUCACAGAUGGAACCUUCCGAACCUGCCAGCCAAUACGGAAGUGUGGCUGAAGCGCGAUGAUCUUUCUGGAAUGCAAUUGAGUGGAAACAAAGUGCGGAAAUUGGAGUUCUUGAUGGCCGAUGCAAUUGCUGAAUCCGCUGAUUCUGUUAUUACAAUUGGAGGCAUCCAAAGUAAUCACUGUCGUGCCACUGCCGUUGCUGCUAAGUAUUUGAAUCUCGAUCCUUUCCUUAUACUCCGCACUUCUAAGCUUCUCGUUGACCAAGAUCCCACCCUCACCGGCAAUCUUCUUGUUGAGCGUUUGAUUGGAGCUCACCUUCAACUUAUAUCCAAAGAAGAAUAUUCACAAAUUGGAAGUGUUACACUUGCCAACCUCCUCAAAGAAAAGCUCAUCAACCAAGGGAGGAGGCCAUAUGUUAUUCCUGUUGGCGGAUCAAACUCUCUCGGAACAUGGGGCUACCUAGAGGCAGUUAGGGAAAUUGAGCUGCAGAUUCAAAGUGGAACAAGCAAUGUCAAGUUUGAUGAUAUUGUUGUGGCUUGUGGCAGUGGGGGCACAAUUGCUGGUUUAGCAUUGGGUUCAUCAUUGAGUACCUUGAAAGCAAGGGUGCAUGCAUUCUCCGUUUGUGAUGAUCCGGAUUACUUCCACAACUUUGUUCAAGGCUUGCUUGACGGACUCAAAGCUGGUGUUAGCUCCAGAGAUAUUGUCCACAUACAAAAUGCCAAGGGUCUUGGCUAUGCAAUGAACACUUCUGAGGAGCUUAAUUUUGUAAAAGAAGUUGCUGAAGCUACAGGUGUUGUUCUUGACCCGGUAUACAGCGGUAAGGCUGCUUAUGCAAUGCUGAAAGAUAUGAAUGAAAAUCCAAAGAAAUGGGAAGGAAGGAAGAUCCUCUUCGUACAUACAGGUGGCCUCUUAGGAUUGUAUGACAAGGUCGAUCAGCUGGGUUCCUUUGUAGGGAAUUGGCAACGAAUGGAUGUUAAUGAAUCUGUUCCCAGGCAAGAUGGAAUUGGAAAGAUGUUCUAGAGAAAGAAAGUAAAACCCUUAUUGUUUGCAUGUAUGUCUGUAUAAAUAUAUCUUGCUCCAAAUAAGUUAUACUUUUAUUGCAGUGCUUACACACUGAAUCCUGAUGUUGACAUAAUGAUAAUAAAAAUGCCCAAAAAGAAAACGACGUCUAGGGUGGAGAUAACUGGCUAUAUGAACUAUGCUAGUAUUUGUUAGGAAGAUUUAGCAUUAGAAAUUGCAAAAUACAUAUGCACAA
Medicago truncatula (barrel medic) is the source of this 1482-nucleotide messenger RNA. RefSeq names its product putative D-cysteine desulfhydrase 1, mitochondrial. Bases 81 to 1247 code for a protein of 388 amino acids. NCBI's taxonomy places the organism in Eukaryota, Viridiplantae, Streptophyta, Magnoliopsida, Fabales, Fabaceae. The transcript is spliced from 7 exons. The record is from RefSeq and is a predicted model, not a curated record. Gene Ontology annotation, molecular function: D-cysteine desulfhydrase activity.